This is a messenger RNA of Toxoplasma gondii ME49, 9142 nucleotides long. Its product is annotated as RNA-dependent RNA polymerase RDP. Lineage: Eukaryota; Apicomplexa; Conoidasida; Eucoccidiorida; Sarcocystidae. The transcript has 23 exons. Bases 1 to 8685 code for a protein of 2894 amino acids. Gene Ontology annotation, biological process: siRNA processing. Gene Ontology annotation, molecular function: RNA-directed RNA polymerase activity. The record is from RefSeq and is a predicted model, not a curated record. Gene Ontology annotation, cellular component: nuclear RNA-directed RNA polymerase complex.
AUGUUCAAGUUCCCCAACCGUCGACGACACCCGUUCGAAACAUGUCUCUUGCCGCAUCUCGCGCAGCUUCGCCUUCUCGCCAGUUCCUUCGCAGCCGCUCUUCCUUCUCGUCUACGCGCUCUGCAUGCGCCGGACCGCACCCGACCAGCAGUGCGAGGCCUUCAGAACGUCAGAGAAACGCCAAACUCGCGCAGACGUCGCGACGCGUCUAAGCCACCAAGUGGAGAUGCCGACAGCAGAAAGGACGAACUCCGGCGGUGCUGCCGCCUCCAUGGAGAGAGAGGAAACGCGGGAGCAGAAAGCGCAGAGGCAGCAGACGGAGAAGAGGGAGAAGGACUAGCAGAACGACAACGGAGAGAAGAGAGAGAGAACGAAACAGACGAGCGAGGAGAGGGAAAAGAAAGAGGAGAAAGAGAAGACUUCCUUGUCAAUUUGCCAUCUCUGAUACUAAGUCCAGAGGCGCGAGAUCGACAGGAGCGGCUGGUCGAAGCGUCGCGUCGAACGCUGGAGAGACGCGCGGCGCGUCCGGGCAGCCUCUCUUCUUCAGCGCUCCGUCCGGAUGUGAGGCCGCUGCGGCCCGGCCGAGACGAAGAAGACUGGCAAGCGUCUCGGGAGUUUUCUUUCCAGCUCUGGGUACGUUGGCAUCAGCUGCUCUCUUGGGGACUCGUGGCGAGCCGAGCGGCUGUGGAAAGUCGCUUUCUGUCGACGUUCUUGGAGGCGACGUCUGAAGACGCAGACGUCGUCGCUGCUCUCGACGAACUUCGAAACUCAGGACUUGGAGCACGCAUGGGGAAAAUCCCCGUCAGAGAUCCGGUGCAUGCAAUCAACAGCUACCGGCGUGCGGCAAGGUGGAUGCUUGGCGCGCGCUCGCAUUCGCGGUCGACUCUGAGGCAAGGUGGAAUUCCUGUUCUUCAGAUCUUGGUCACCCCACUGAAAGUUUUACUGAAAGGCGUCUACUCCGAACUCGGCAGUCGCCUCACUCGCCAGUACGCGAACGAAGUCGCCGCCGGGCUCCUCGUCAGACUGGCGUUUGUUGAAGAAGACGGCAAGGCCAUGUCCAGCAGUCUCCAUCGAGCACAAGAUGCGCCCUUGGAGGAUCGUAUGCGUUCGAUACUGCUGGACGGUCUCUCAGUUGGUCACGAGCGCUACAGGUUUUUUGCAGCUUCUCUCUCUCAGCUGCGCGACGGCUCUUGCUGGAUGAUCCGCAUCUCGAGCAACAAGGAGUUGAGCGCAGAGGCGAUUCUGUCGCGUAUGGGCGUCUUCAACUCCUCGAUCUCUCCUGGAGUAUUAACGAAACGUUUGGGGAUUUGUUUCUCCUCGACUCUGCCGACCAUCGACGUUCGCGAUGAGGAGAUGCUUCUCGUUCCAGAUGUGACGAGCUCCGCAGUCACAGCUGCUAUGUCUGGCGAAGCGCAGAGACGCAAAGGCGACGAAGAAAGACGAAUCAGUUCCAGAGCCAUCAAACUCGACCCCAACAGUCCAGAAUUCAUCUUUACAGACGGCUCUGGAGCGAUCUCCCUCGACCUCUGGCGAAGGAUCGUCGCAUGUCUCCCGGCGCUGCGCACCAGCAGUGCCUUCCAGAUUCGCCUCGGAGGAAUAAAAGGGAUGCUUCUGCUCCACCCUGCUUUUCCUUUGCCGCGUCCUCCGGCGCCCAGGCUGAAGCAUCUUCUGAUUUCUCAGUCGAUGUACAAAUUCCACUCUCGCAGUCGGUGUCUUGAGAUCAACGACUUCUCUCGACGCCUCCCCUACUUCCUCAAUCGCCAGGUCAUCCUGCUCCUCGACACUCUCGGCGUCGAGUUCUCUGUCUUCGAUCGCCUCCAACGGCGCAUGCUGCACUUCCUCCGAGACAUCGAUACGCGAGCGGGUGCAGUCAAGUUCCUCUUGACGCUCGCUCUUGACCAGAGUUUGGGAACGAGCCGUUUCGCACAAACAUGUCUGGAGUUCGUCUCCGUUCAUGGUGUCAGUCCGAAAGAGCCUUUUCUCCGUGCUUGCCUCGAGGCCAUGCGCAACAGCCUGGCCGACGACCUCCGCAAAAAAGCCAGGAUCUUUGUCGAGAAAGGCGCAAAUCUGUUCGGAGUGCCGGACUUCACUCACUCGCUUGCCUACGACCAUGGAUGGAGGUCGUCUCCCUCUGGGCGCCUCUAUGCAGGACUUCCUGAGGUGUGUGUGCAUGUGACGAAGUCGCCUGUUUCGGACUCAGAAAUCCCCAGACGAACUGCGAUCGCCUCUCGUCACGGGUCGCUGUCUCCAGAAGCGGACGCUGAGGCAGAAAGACCGAAGAGGAGGCUCAGCAGCUGCGGCUCUCACUCGCUUGGAGCUGGUGCAGAACUCAUCCAAGGCGUCGUCGCUGUCUGUCGAAAUCCAUGCCUCCUUCCUGGAGAUAUUCAGCUCUGCUUCGCGGUGGGCUACGACGACCUUCCAGAAGAUUCGCCUCUUCGUCGCUCUCUCGCCAGUGGCCUGGGAGGCGACGCAGGCCUCCUCGCUUGCAGAGAUGUAAUUGUUUUUCCUUCUCCGCCGUUGCCACCGGCAAAGUCUUCGUUCGCUGCAAAUGCCUCCACCGCGGAAAAUGCACGCCCGACUCUGGCGCAGAACGGUGAAGAAGAAAAACAAGAAGAUGCCGAAAAAAGCGAAUCAGAAACAGAUACGCAGAACGACUUCCCGACCCUGCAUGCGCGACACCCCGCUGUCAGCUGCGAGGCGCGUUCGCGCAUGUUUGUUUUUCGCGACAUGCCGAACAUGCUGUCUGGGGGCGACUUGGACGGAGACAAGUUCUGGGUGGUCUGGGAUCCCGAUCUCCUUGCGCCGCUCGUCGCGCUUUGGAUGCGCGGCGAGUUCCCGAAACCGUCGCGCGUCCACUGUCCGCCUCGGCCUCCGACGAGGUCUGAAGCGGCGACGGAGCAGGCAGCGGUCGAGCCUGUUGCCGCAGAGAGAGAGAUCGACACCGAGAGUGGAAAGCGCGACGCAGCGCAACCUGACGGGGGAACGUCUCCGCAACAGACAUGCAUCGGGAAACCAGCCAGAGUCGUCAAGCCGACGGAACAGAUGCGCUGGGAUGCCAGCACAGCCAGGCCUCCUUCCACUGUUCGCGACUCCAGACAAACGUCCCUGUCGCUCUCUUCGGUCUCUUCUGCAUCUUCUUCGUCGUCGUCUUGGUCCGCCUCUCAUUCGUCUUGCCUUCCUUCUCUGGCGUCGAGGGUGGACCAUUUCAUUCAUGUGCAGAAGAGCUGCGUUCUGGGCCGCGUCUCCAAAGCACACAUGCGUUUAGCGCACAGACCAGACAUUUACGGGCAGCGCAACUGGCGCCAGGCGAAGGCGCUGCAUCCAAAGUGUCUGAAGCUUGCGGCGCUGGCAACGCUCGCCGUCGAUGCCCCCCAAACCGGAGCUGUCGUCGUGAUGCCUCAGGAGCUUGCGUGCAGACAAAUCCCUCACUUCAUGGCCACAGCCGCUGAUCGCAUGCACAAGCAAGUUUUCCACUCUGACAGCAUCUUGGGGCGUCUCUUCGACGCCGUUACGGAGGAGCGCUCUGGCCUCUGCAAGGCGGAGAGCUUCUGCGCAAACGAACCGACACCAGAAAGGAAUAUUGCUCUCAACGACGCUCCAGAGAACCUUCAAGUGACGUACCUCGAGUUGCUCACAUCUGCUUCACCUGCAUCAACUUCCGCCUCUGCUGCUAGUUCCUCUUUGCCGCCUCCGCCCCCGGAACCUCCUCAAACGCCCUCUUCUUUCUUCGCUCGUUGGGGAAUCCCCGCUUAUCCAACUCACUCUCGUUCUUCUCCGUCUUCUUUUCUUCUUUCUUCGUCCUCUCUGCCUUCGCCUUCUCCCCCUCUGCCUUCGCCUCCUCCUCCCCCUCCUCCUCCUCUUCCUUCUUCUUUUCCUCCCCCUCCUUCUUCUGUUCCUUCUUCUCUUCCUUCUUCUUCUUUUCCUCCCCCUCCAUCCUCUCUUCCUUCUUCUCUUCCUUCUUCUCUUCCCUCUUCUCUUCCUUCUUCUUCUUUUCCUCCCCCUCCAUCCUCUCUUCCUUCUUCUCUUCCUUCUUCUCUUCCCUCUUCUCUUCCUUCUUCUUUUUCUUUUCCUCCCCCUCCUUCGUCUUCUCCUUCUUCAUCUGACGGCGGUCGCAAUUUGACGCAGGCUGCGUCUCCACCCGUUGCAGCCUGGUCUCCUGUUCAUCACCUCGAGUUGAGCUGGGAGGUCGGUCCACAUUUUCUGCCUUCCUCCUCAAUUGGCCGGCAAAACGCAGGUUCUGUCGACGCCUGCGGCAACGGGAAGCGCGGAGAAAAGCAAAGGUCGGAACCUCGACGGGGCGCCAACGGCGCGUUCGACGACGACGAGCCGCAACUCCUCGCAGCCGUCAACGCAGUCCGCUGUGUGCCGAAGGCUUUCGUUCUCUUCGUCAGCAAAACGAGGAGAGACGGCUCGGAGUCCUCAGCGACCAGCCAGCUUCCAACUGACUUCCAGAGUCGCCUUUCCGACAAACGAAUCGGAGACGUAUGCAGACCAGUCUCUGCCCUCGACCACAAGGUCGUGGAAGCCUUUGAGCAGCUGAUGACGAUACCGGUCGAUGAAGAAGUGCAUGCAGAGGAAGCCAAUUGCGUUCGGACGUUUUCUCCGGGUGUCUUGGGCGCACCGCUGCCGCGGCCUGUCGGAAGAAAGGUGACAAUUUGGUUGCUCCUUCCUGUCGACGCGUACGCGCAAGUCUUGGCUCUUCAGUUCAAAGUGAAAGUCGAGUUUUCGCGAGGGAAAGAGAUCCGACUGUCUCGGAAGAGUCUGCCUUCUGCCCCCGUUCCGCUUCCUUCUCUCUGUCGAGAUCCUCGCGCAAGUCUCUUAGACUUCACUGCCAAGCACUAUGGUGCAUGCUUGUUCCUUCACAAGGUUCCCGCGCCGCUCUGCGCCUCUCCGCGCCGCCUUCUCCACGCUGUGAAUCUGAGCAUUCAGCAGCUCGUCUCUGCCUCCGCCGAGACCGUCUUCAUUCAAGCUUUAAUUCGCCUCAACUCGCAGGCGGACUCUGGCGCUUCUUCCUUCGACUUUCCUUCCCCCUGUUCCAGUGGCACGAUCGAUUUUGCUCUUCAGUUUACCAGUCGAGAGACCCGCGACUAUGUCUCCCGAACUCUACUCUUUCCUCCCUCAACGCCUCACCUACCUUCGUCGCGCCUCCACAAGGUUCCACCGCCGAAUCGCUUCUCUACCUCAGAGUCUGCUCACUCUCUCGUUUAUACUUCACCUUCUUCUCUCGCUUCUCCUGCUGUGUCUUCUUCUCCCGCUUCUUUGGAGGCCUCUUCGUCUCGUAGCCUCGCUUCUUCUGCGGCGUUUCGUCUUGCCUGCUGCGAGGAGGGAAUCGGGGAGAGGACGGACGUUCUGCUUGUCCUUUCUCUCUCGCCCUCGUUGAGCGUAGAAGAGGAAAUUCUUUUUCUGGUUCAGAGGUUCCACUGCAUGAGCUGCAUCGCGAUCCUCGAGCGCACAGACCACCGGACGCAUUUGUACGGCCUCGGAGGCGAAACUGCUUGCAGGCAGACAGUCGCGACUUUUGAAAGCUACGCGAAACGCGCCGUCAUGAAUCAUCGAGAAAAAGUCGCAAAACGAACUAAAUUGCCGCCCCCCGACUUGACCGACGGCAUACGUUUUCGCUUCUUCUUUCCCCCCAAAAGACGAAUCGUCUGGAGGCUCUUCGUCGUCCUCGAGAGCUACUUCGUAGCCGAGUGCCUGCGCCUGGAGGUCGCUGCGGCCCGCGCUCCCUGGACGCCUGAGCAGCUCGCUGUCGGCGCCUCGGUUGCGGCAGAGAGCCACAGCUUGCAUUCGUCUGCGUUUCAGUCUUCUUCUUCACCUCAGUCUGCUCCUCCUCUUCAGACCUCUGCGUCUCUGCCUCGUUCGUCCUCUUCUUCCCCUUCUUCUCCUCUCUCCUGUUCUCCUUCUUCAUCCGCUUCUCUUUCUCCGUCUUCGCUUCCUUCGCUUCCUCACGCGGCGCCCGUGCUCCCCUCGCAGCUGGCGCGUUCGACUUCUUUCUGUCCACCCUUCUGGCUGAAAAUUGUUCUGGGAGGCUGGAGAGAAAGCGGUCUUUCCCCGCCGCCUCACGCUUGGUACAAAUGGCUCACGCUGGAGGCGGAACUCUUGCUCGUUCGACACUCGCGGCAAACUGCAUGUUUCUUGAUGGCUGAGGAGGAUCACGGAGGCUUCAACGAAGAAACGAAUAACGAAGCGAAAAAGGAAGAGGACGAGAAUGGGGAAACCUGCAGCUCCCCUCAUCCGGCCGUCGCCGACGACCUCGCCGACCUAGUCCGGGAGACCCUGGGGCAGAAGAUCCGCGACGACCUCCUCGACGUCUCCUUUGUUGGGUCAGCGGUGCGUCUCACCUUUCGGUCGCCAGACUGCAUCGACAACAUUCUGCGGAGAGGCUCUCACCUUGAGGGCGUUUUAAAAAGGGAGCAGAGAAAGGCGACUUUCUUUCUCCAUCGCUGUCCUUUCACCACCUACCUGGGCCCUCCGAAAAAGCCGGCAGAGUCCGCCGACGGCGCAGUGCAUGCAAAAACCUCCCACAAAAAUCGAAGGAACGGAGACGCACACGCUUGUUCCUCUGCGUUCGGCACUACUUCUGGUCUAGGCAGUUCAUCCUUCGAUGCUUUCGCUCAAGCUCGUUGCAGUAAACACAACUCCAGGCCGACGGAGGACUCUUCAAAAGCUUUGCCUUCUUGUUCUUCCUCUUCUUUCUCUUCUUCCUCUGCGUCCUCUUGUCCAUCGUCUCGUCCUCCUUCUUGUUCUUCUUGUUCGUCUUCGCGUUCUUCCUCUCUCUUUUCAUGUCCGUCUUCGACUGCUCCUUUGUCUGCCUUGUCUUCGGAUUCUACGUCUGCAUCUGCUGCGGAUGCUGCAUGUGGGGUGUCGCCUCUCGGUGAAGAUGCGCUGUUUGUGUCAAGUCCGUCGGGAGAGCCUUGUUCGACCUUUUCCUGCUUUCCUCUGGACCCUGCCAUCAAGCGCGACCUUCUUCUCCAAGCUUCGGCUGCUUCGCGGUCUUUCGCUUCUUCUUGUGUGGCGCCUCUGCGUGGACGCGGCGUGAGAGAAAUGGAUUUCGAUCCCUUGCUUCUCGCAGAUCCUUUCUCUGAGAGUGAAGACGAAGAGUUUGGCGACGCACAUUCUCCUCGAGACUUGGUGAAUGAGGCUCUCAGUGAGACAGCGAACGCUGACGACGAAGCCCACGCUCGAGUUCGAGAGCUGUACAGAGCCGUGGAGGCGUUGUGUCUCCCUUCAUGGCAUCUUGCAGCUCGGAGAGUCACCUCCGUGUCGGCUCUCCGGCGUUUUCUGGAGGAAAAUCUCAAGUACCCUCCUGCGCUUCUUCCUGCCGCGUUCGUCUUUUCCAACGGCGCUUUGAGAGAACGGACUCUGGACCUCGAUUUCAUCCGAAACGCUCCCGAGACUCUCGAACGCUUUCGCCGCCUCGUCGCCACGCUGAAGCGCGUCUGGGAUGCCGAGUUAACGCAAAUCAUGGUCACUUUUGCAGUGGAAUCUGAGGCCGAAAUUAUCACGGGGUUCGUCAGCCGAAACGCGAACGGCCUCGCCAGUCGACUUGCACAGGACGAGCCUAGCAAAAUGGAACGCAGGGUCCAAGAGCUUCGGGAACGCACAUUGCGCGUGCGGUUUUACGACUCGGAUACGGGCAUAGACUACGGAACAGUUGGAAGUUUGAGUGAUCGCUAUGACAUCGCGUCAGCAGCGUACUACUUUACUCAUGUGGAGAAGCCAGAAGUCGCAGUGUGGUGGAACUCGAUUCGUGGCGCGCGCCAACCAGAUCGAGAGCAUGGCAUAGCAGCUCCUAUCGCUCACUCUGAAUUCGCAGAAAACCACACGGAAGGCGCUAACCGUGUGGAACGCAAUCGGAUAACGGAAGCGGGCAAUAAAACCGCUUCACAGUCUCAGGAUGGCAGCUGGUCGCGACAAGAAAAACUGGAGUCUUCUGACGAAACUGAGCCUCGUUCCUCCCGGGGUGGACUGCUUUCCAACGAUCAGAAGUCCGCGGAUUGCUCCGCACGGUCCUGUGCGGAAGUUUCGCGAGCAUGCCGCGACAGUUCAGAAUUGCACCACAGCAGAGACUCCGCAGCACAGAUGGGACAGCAAGGGAAACCAAACUUUCGUACGGCGUUGACUGUAGAGCAUCCGACCCAACUAGCUGAUACACUCACACGCAACGGCGUGGAGCCACCGGGGGAGUGCGAACUUCCUCGCGGGACUCUUUCGAGACGGGAAAGGGCAAAAAGUCGAGAACAGGCAACUCGAGAAACAACCAGUUGUGACGGCGCUUGUGCCGAAUCCUCGAUGGCGCCUCGGCAAUCACAUCCUGGGUUGUCUUUCCCCGAAGACUUCGCGAAGGAUCGUUCCACUGGUGCGUCCAGCGGCACCGUUUCCUCUCGUCGAGGAACAGCAAGGACUGUCGCUACAUUUGAGAAAGAGGACAAAGGGAAUGACUGGGGAGAGGAAGUGGAGGUAAGCAGGGAAACGGAAGAAGGGUGGGGUCGAAGCCGAUGCGUCGAGCCUCAGGAAGAACCGACAGCCGACGGCGAACUCGACGUAUACCUAAACCAGAAACUGAUCUCCUUCGCUUGGUGCAUCUACAGCCAGGAGCUUGGAGACAUGAAAAUGGAGUGUCAGUGUGCCCGACAGCGAGCGAAAACGCUAGCGAGGAGGGAACUGAAUGAACGCAAAGCGUGAGAACAGGAAACAGUUCUGGACCGUGUCUCCCCUGUGUUCCUGUUGUUCCGCUAUCAAUGUCUCUUUGUCUGUGCUGAGCUCAGACGCUGUACAACUGGUUUGGAAGACGCGUUGCUUAGCGCGUGGUGAACAGCAGUGCGUCGCCUCGGUGGCAUGAGAAGGGAUUUGGGCGUGCGUCUUCGUGUCAAAGUCGCCACUUUCUUCGGUUCUGUCUCAGAGUCCUGUGGUCAGGUGCAUCCUACAUGUUCCAUGCUUUUAACAUUGGGCUCAGAGCAUUGUCACAACAUGCGCAUAGUUCACACGUCUCGAUGGCUGUGAGCAAUGAUUUGCCAAGAGCGAAUAGACUGCGGGAGUCCGUUGACGAAGGGCGUAAGGACUUGACAUUUUCCCUCCUCCCUCCUGAGUUAGUCUACACAACUGAAGCGUUUGUUUCCCAAGAUUAAACGCACUCUGAACA